Diceros bicornis minor is the source of this 948-nucleotide messenger RNA. Its product is annotated as olfactory receptor 9S13-like. The record is from RefSeq and is a predicted model, not a curated record. Gene Ontology annotation, biological process: sensory perception of smell; G protein-coupled receptor signaling pathway. The coding region runs from base 1 to 948 and encodes 315 amino acids. NCBI's taxonomy places the organism in Eukaryota, Metazoa, Chordata, Mammalia, Perissodactyla, Rhinocerotidae. The transcript has a single exon. Gene Ontology annotation, molecular function: odorant binding; G protein-coupled receptor activity; olfactory receptor activity. Gene Ontology annotation, cellular component: membrane.
AUGAAGAGUGAGCUGAAUAGCACUUACUCAGAGGUAACUGAGUUUAUUCUGCUGGGGUUCAGAACCCCUCCAAAGCUACAGAUCCUCUUAUUCCUAGUGUUCUUGCUGCUCUACAUGGUCACUGUGGUGGGAAAUAUCAGCAUGAUAAUUGUCAUUAAGAUGGACUCCAGACUUCAAAUGCCUAUGUAUUUCUUCCUUAGGAACUUGUCGUAUUUAGAUCUCUGCUACUCCACAGUCAUUGCUCCCAACACUUUAGCCAACUUCUUGUCUAAUGAAAAGAACAUUUCUUACAAUGGCUGUGCAGCCCAAUUUUUCUUCUUUGCCCUGUUUGUCACAACUGAAGGCUUUCUUCUGGCUGUCAUGGCAUUUGAUGGAUUCUGGGCCAUUUGCUCCCCUCUCCUUUACCCUGUGCGCAUGUCCCAAAAUGUCUGUGUUCGAUUGGUAACUGGAUCCUAUAUCUUUGGAUGCAUCAACUCCAUGAUCCAAACGGGUUUCACCUUCAGUUUGCGUUUCCGUGGAGAAAACAGAUUGGACCACUUUUUCUGUGAUCUCCCAGCCCUGAUCAAGAUCUCAUGUGUUGAUACCUUUGUAAAUAAGAUUGUACUGUAUAUUCUCUCUGCUCUCAUCAUCAUCACCACCACAACUGGCAUUCUGGUUUCCUAUGCUUCUAUCCUCUCCACUGUCCUAAAGAUCCCCUCAACCCAUGGCAGGAGUAAGACCUUCUCCACCUGUGGCUCCCAUAUAGCAGUGGUGAGUUUAUUCUACGGAACUGUGUUCUUCAUGUAUUCCCAACCUGGGGUCGCCUCCUCACCAGAGCAAAGCAAGAUUGUAGGUGUGCUCUACACACUUAUAAUACCAAUGCUAAACUCUCUAAUAUAUAGUCUAAGAAACAGAGAUGUGAAAGAUGUCGUGAAAAGAUUAUUACACAGGCAAUGGUUCUCUCACUGA